This is a messenger RNA of Drosophila miranda, 862 nucleotides long. RefSeq names its product protein tantalus-like. Bases 79 to 525 code for a protein of 148 amino acids. The record is from RefSeq and is a predicted model, not a curated record. Lineage: Eukaryota; Metazoa; Arthropoda; Insecta; Diptera; Drosophilidae. The transcript is spliced from 2 exons.
CCUGCAAAGAAAAAACUUGAAGGCAAAGCUAAAGCCGGGAGUAUACCGGGGGAUACAGGAUCUGUGGCAACCGCGACUAUGGUUCGGCGCCAAAUGCCGCCGCGCGCCUGCAAGAGCAAGAGCCAGAGCGCCGCCAGGCCCAGUCUUAGUCCCAGCCGCCUGGCCAAGAAGCCCAGCCUGACGCCGACCACCGGCUCUCAGGCGCCAUCGCAGACCAUCGCAAAGUCGAGGCCCACCGGUCUCGAGACGAUUUUUGAACGGCCCGGCAAUGAGGACGACGGACCCACCAGCAGCCAUGCCGUGGCAUUCGGCGAGUGCCAGCGCCGCGUCCUCGCCCUGGGUACGGGCGAAAAAAAAAGAACCCUGUCGCAGAAGAGCUGCCUGAAGGUGCGCAACACCUUGGGCGAACGCAGCACCCGGCACAUGAUGACACUGCGGGCGUCCCGCACUACUUUGGACAGCGUAAUGCUCGGGGGCUCGGACGAUGAAGGCGAGUCGGAGUCGCUCCCGCAGUCGCUCCCGUAGCUGCUCCCGAAGUCGUUCCCGCUGGAGGAAAUGCCGGUACAAAUCAGCCGGCACCAUUCGUGCUGCGCACCAGCAGGAGGCUCAAGAGUCUGCCUCCGUUUUAGAUUGUUGCACCUUCCACCCUCCAAAUGAAAGAAAAAGAAUAAAGAAAAGAAAAGCAAAGAAAAGAAAAACCCUCUACAGAAUGUCUCUUUUGCUCUCAUUGUAAAUUGAAGCGCCUCUUUCGGCGGAACCUACCCCAAGAGCGGAAAGCGGAGAUCAAUUAGAAUUGUGAACCCCAAAGCGAGCGAUUGAUACGAUACACUCACGAGUACUCAUGCCCAAGCCCGAUUACUCU